GUUUUCAUCCAAUAUAGAAGUUUUCUUUCAGUUUUGACUUUAACUCAUUAAGACAUUUAAUUAUGCUUUAAUCGUCCCAUGUUAUUCAACAAUAUGAUGUGAGAAGCCUUCAAUGGUUCUUUUCCAACAGUAUUUUCUCUAUUUUAUUUUAUUUUUAUUGUUUUCAGUCUUUUCAAAGAGUAGAAAAAGAACAGCUGUUGUGUCUGUGGUGCUCAUCACUGCCCCCUAUCAGUCCAGUAUGGGACUUUCUGUUUCACUCUGGGCAUUUUCAAUACACAUUUAUGACUGAUCAGAAAGAUUAAAUGUCACUAAAAUUAAUCCAAUAUAUUAGUAUUGAAACUAAUAUAUUAAAUAUAGUAGACUGUGGAAUAUCAAUAAAUGUAGAACGUGCAAUUAAAUAAGUAUAUUGGCGAUAUAAAGUAAAGGUCAAUAAGUAUGCGCCUACUGGCUGUGAUACAGCGCCCCCAGAGGUGAGGCACAGCACUGCAACGCCUCACCCCUGACUUCUUAUAUGUAUUUCAACAGGCAAUGUGUAACUUCAGUAAUUUUUAACCGCAAAAAUUUUGAUUAUCCAAAAAAUCUUUUUUUUUUUUACUUCUCAUGUGACAAUUUAACUAGUAAAAAGCUACAUGUGCCUAGUUUAAAUGUUUCACUAAAUAUAAAUUUUGGAACGGAAUAUUUGUAAACAAGAGAAGAAACGGAACUAUAAUUUUUGUUCCGGACUUCCGGUUCCACUGGCCCCGCCCCCUCGUCCUCCAUUCAGGAUUCUUCCUCCAUUGUUGUCGUUUCGUCAGCAGCGGGAGCUUUGCUGGCGCUGGAAGAGAGCAACAGCAGCAGCAGCAGAUGAUGAUGAUGAUGAUGAUGAUGACAAUGAAGAUGAUAAUGAACUCUAGAAGGAAGUUUGUGGCUUGAGGUUCAGCUGGAGGGAAGCCGGAGCUCCAGCAGCGGAGGAAGAGACGCCACAAGAUGGAGGACGUUUUCCAGACCAGAGUCCUGCUGCACACAUCAGACCAGAGUACUGAUGUCGACCAGCAGGAGGCGCUGCGUCUCCUGAUAAAGGAGGAAGAGGAAGAACUCUGUGUGAGUCAGGAAGGAGAGCAGCUCAGUGUGAAGGAGGAGACGGACAGCAGGUUUCCAUCUGCUGCAGCUUCCAUCAGCAGUAAGAAUGUUAAAGAAGAGCCUCCAGAAGAACAGAGUUCUGACGUGGAUCCUUUCAACGUAAAGGAUGAAAAUAAUCCAAUCUGCUGCCGUCAGGAAGAGGAGCUGUUCAGAGUGAAGGAGGAGCCUGAUUAUUCCAGGCUCCCGUUAAAUAUUGUUUAUGUAAAUAGUGAGGAAGAUGAAGAGAAACCAGUGAUGUCUCAGCUUCAUCAGCAACAGACAGAAAACGGAGAUUUUCCAUCAGGCGACCAGAUAAAAGCAGAAAUUGAGGUGGAGAUCUGUGGAGCAGCAGAGUCCAGCAGGAACCCAGAUGGAAAUACUCCUGGAGGAACUUUGAGCCAUUCAGAGGAUGAAGAGGAUGAAGAUGAGGAUGAAGAUGAGGAAGAGGACAAUGAUGAUGAUGAUUGGAACUAUCAUGAAUCUCAGUGUAAAACAUUGUCAGACUCUGAGACUGAAGACGUUCAUCAAAAAUCACACCAAAGCAAAAGCACAAAAGUAGAAGUUGAUGAAAAACCUUUUGGUUGUGAUUCUUGUGGGAAAAGAUUUUCCUUAAAGUCUUCUUUGUACAAUCACACAAAAAUCCACACAGGAGAGAAAUUAUUAUCCUGUGAUUUCUGUGGGAAAACUUUUAAUUCAAGUUCAGAUUUAAAGAAACACACACGAGUUCACACAGGAGAGAAACCAUUUUGCUGUGAAGAUUGUGGAAAAAGAUUUUCCCUAAGUGCAUCAUUAAACAGACACAUGAGAGGCCACACAGGAGAAAAACCCUUUGGUUGUGAUGUUUGUGGGAAAAGAUUUACCUUAAACUCACAUUUAAAGACACACAUGAGAGUUCACACAGGAGAAAAACCGUUUCGUUGUGAUGAUUGUGAAACAAGAUUUUCCCAAAGGUCAGCUUUAAAAAGACACAUGAGAAUUCACACAGGAGAAAAACCAUUUGGUUGUGAUGUCUGUGGGAAAAGAUUUAGCAUAAAGUCACAUUUGAAAACACAUAUGAGAAUUCACACACAAGAAAAACCCUAUAGUUGUGAUGAUUGUGGAAAAAGAUUUUCCUUACAGCUAUGUUUAAAGAGACACAUGAGGAUCCACAGAGGAGAGAAACCGUUUGGAUGUGAUGUUUGUGGAAAAAGGUUUAACUUAAAGUCAAAUUUAAAGGUACACAUGAGUGUUCACACUGGACAGAAACCCUUUGGUUGUGAUGAAUGUGGUUUAAAAUUUAGCAUAAAGUCUAACUUAAAGGCACACAUGAGAAUCCACAAGGAUGAAAAAGCCUUUGCUUGUGACGAAUGUGGAAAAAGAUUUAACGUAAAGUCUAGUUUACAGAGACACAUGAAAAGCCACAAAGGUGAACGACCUUUUAGUUGUGAUAUUUGUGGAAAAAGACUGGCCUUGAAGUCCAGUUUAAAGAGACACAUGAAGAUCCACAUGGAAGACCAACCAUAUUUGUUUGUGGGAAAAGAUCUACCUUAAAGUCAUCUUUGAACAACAAUCUCCUGAGAACAAACAACGGUGAAAACCUGGAGGUUGUGACGGCUGUGGAAUCCACACAGGAGGAACCCAAAGACUUGAAGUCACUGAAAGUAGCUUUUAAGCAGAAAUGCUACAAUGUACUUUUAGUUGUGAUGUGUGUGGAAAAAGAUUUUCCUCAAAUUUAAAGAUAUACACCAGAAUCAGGGCAGGAGAUUUAUAGUAUUAUCAUUUCUACUAAUAAAUGUUAGUAUAGGAAAUUUAAAUUGUUUCUUUAAUGAUGUUUAAAAUAUCUCCAUCUCCCAGAAAACCUCUCUGUAUUGUGGGGUUGUUAUUUUGACAAUUUUCUCCACUGUUUGUUGAAUGAAAACAUCAAUAAAUAAUCAUUUGAAAAUCAGAUUUAGUAUAAUUACUGUUUCUAUCUAAUGAAACCCAGCAGGUUGCAUGGAGGUUUUGACCUGGAGGAGAAAACGGCAUCAGUCUCUGGUUUUGUGUCGUGGUUUUUUGGCAGGUGGAGAAUAAACCCCACAGAAAACAAAAAAUACCUGUUGGAAUAACAGAACUCUGUGUCUGAAUGAUCAGACAAGAAACUGAUAAUUGAUUAAAGGAUGUGAAUAAAAUAUGUGAAUUAAAGAAGGUGAAAGGUGUGGACAGAAGAAUUCAGUCAAACAUUGGCUCUUCUGACAACAAAGUUUAUUUAUUGAGUCACUUGGACAAAAAUGGCAGCUGUUCCAUUCAGCUGUCCGUCUAUAAACUAGUUCAACCUUCUCUCUGUCUCCUGGCCAAUCAAACUGCAGCUCCUGCUACAAAGGCGCUGUGUUUGGGGCGGGCUCGUCUUUAGCAGAAUCCAAGAUGGCUGCUGCAGAGGAAACAUCCACAACAAACAUUUCAUUUACACACGCUAGAAUUCAAGAUGUUAAAGAAAAAGGGACUCCUUAACAGAAACAUGAAGUAACACGACAAUCAUCACAUUUCUGGACCCUCGGUUCAAAGUUCUCGGUCUCUGCUGGAUCAACAGCGAACAGAAGAGAAUCAACACCAGCAGAGGGCGCUGUUUCAGUGUGAACUACAAGCAGCUCCUCAGAGAUGAAAACAGCGCGCAGAGACUCUGAGCGGAGCUAGCGAUGCUAACAGGCUCCAGGAGCAGCUUCAGAGGAGCUGUGGUUCCUAAACUGGAGCUUCAGCUCCAACAGAGCUGAAACAAAGCUCUACAACUCUGGUUUAGACGCUAAGAUGUUGAGCUUCCGGUCUGAAGGUAGGAAAAUAUUUAUGAAGAGGUAAGCUCCAUAGAAACGAGUUCCUCUGUUAGCUAUCAUUUGAAAUAAUACAUUUUAAGUCUGUUGUUUUUCUCUCUGAAACAAUAAACUUUUAUUCAAGAGCAGCAAAUUAAAUUUUACUAAUUUCAAACUGAAAUGACUGUCAAUUCAUAAAAGUAUUUAAAUAACAUUAACAGCAGCACCAUCUCUGACCCGGUUCUUCUCUGACUCUGACAUCAUGUCUUCUUUGUUGGACUCUCUUGUCUUUAUGAAAUCAGUUCCUUCAUUCAGAGACUCAAACUGAAAUGUUCUUUAGUGAAGAAGAAGCUUCAUCUGGAUCUGAUGUUGAAGCUGCAGUUUGAAUCCGUCUCAGGAUUCGGUUCAGAAUCCAGUUCAUGUCACUGAUCAGCAUCAUUGUGGCUCCAGAACGUGGCCCACCUCUACCUGUGCAGGCUGGAGGAGGCUAAGAGGAGGUUCUGAUGGAUCCGGUCUUUACCAGCUGUGGACACUGGUUCUGCAGGAAAUGCAUCAGGUGCUACUGGGACCAGUCUGUUCCAUUUGGACCCUCCUCCUGCCCCCAGUGUGGAGAACGACCCAGAACAGGAUCUGAACGUCUGACAGCCAAUCAGAGCAGCUGUUCUCCAGAUUUUAAAAAGGAGGAUCAUUCCAGAAGUCGGGUCAGAACCGGCCGGUAGUCGGGUCGAUGGUGAUGGAGGAAGCACAAAGCGGCGGCGGCGGCGCGGUCCGAGCUGCAGCUCUUUGGAUCAUGUGACGUUUAGUUUCUUUCUGAAUGUAACGUGUUUGUUCUGGUUCUUCUUCAUGUGUAUUUAUGCCGCUGCGCCACCAGCAGAUAUUUAUUCACAUCCAAAUAAAAACUAAAUAUGAAAAA
Gambusia affinis (western mosquitofish) is the source of this 4770-nucleotide messenger RNA. Its product is annotated as gastrula zinc finger protein XlCGF57.1-like. Gene Ontology annotation, cellular component: nucleus. The record is from RefSeq and is a predicted model, not a curated record. The transcript has 7 exons. NCBI's taxonomy places the organism in Eukaryota, Metazoa, Chordata, Actinopteri, Cyprinodontiformes, Poeciliidae. Gene Ontology annotation, biological process: regulation of transcription by RNA polymerase II. Gene Ontology annotation, molecular function: RNA polymerase II cis-regulatory region sequence-specific DNA binding; DNA-binding transcription factor activity, RNA polymerase II-specific. The coding region runs from base 967 to 2628 and encodes 553 amino acids.